This is a messenger RNA of Mesorhabditis spiculigera, 312 nucleotides long. Lineage: Eukaryota; Metazoa; Nematoda; Chromadorea; Rhabditida; Rhabditidae. The record is from the annotation of a GenBank genome assembly.
AUGAGGCAGAAAAUUGAUGAACGACGGCGACGUGGUCGGAACGAGAAUAAUAAUCGAGGCGAGAUUAGCGCAUCAAUCCUCGUUGACCAUUCCCAGGGUGGUUCCCCGUCACUUCGUACCCCGGUAUAUGAGGGUAUCGGCUAUGAUUCUUCUUCUCUUCUUUCACAGAUUUCCAGCUCCAGCCACCUGUCGGGUUCUUCUAAUCAAUUCGUGUCUUCGUUUAAUUCAAAACAAUCCGCCAACCCCUAUCAAAUGCACAACCUCUCACACGAGGACACCAUCCAAGCCGAAAGUGGCCCCGUGUGGAAUGUU